AUGGUACAAUUUCUGCAAAAUAUAAAUGUCACAAGAAUUGAAAAUUUUAAAUGGUAUGAUUUCUCAAAUAUUAUUGAGAUAAGAAGAAAUGUUUAUAGAGCUAAAUGGAAUCGUAAGAUAGUUGUCCUCAAAAAGCUGCAAGAAAUCGAUAGAAUUCAAAAGACGGGUGUAUUAAAAGUAUUAAUGCAAGAUAUCCAGCAUCCUAACAUUGUUAGAUUUUAUGGUGUAACGAACGAUUCAUUUGGAGACAUUGUUUUA
Messenger RNA from Racocetra persica, 258 nucleotides. The record is from the annotation of a GenBank genome assembly. Lineage: Eukaryota; Fungi; Glomeromycota; Glomeromycetes; Diversisporales; Gigasporaceae.